CGGACAUUUGAGCUAAUGUGUUAGCUGAAGUUUCCUUCUCAACAGAGGCUGAUAACCUGCGAUUAUCGGCGUUGAAAUUCCUUCGCUUUUUUCACCUUCUGAGGAUAUUACAAACUCAAUAUGUCCUCCAAUAACAUGGCAGACCCGAGGAGGCAAAAUAAAAUUCUCAGAUACAAGCCCCCCAGCACAGAAUCCAACCCCACCCUUGAGGACCCCACACCUGACUACAUGAAUCUUCUUGGCAUGAUCUUCAGCAUGUGUGGACUGAUGCUCAAGCUCAAGUGGUGCGCCUGGAUAGCAGUUUACUGUUCUUUUAUCAGCUUUGCAAACUCAAGGAGCUCAGAGGACACUAAGCAGAUGAUGAGCAGCUUUAUGUUAUCCAUCUCAGCAGUUGUGAUGUCCUAUCUCCAGAACCCACAACCAAUGUCGCCACCAUGGUAACAGAGAGCCCGCCUCAAGCAAAUGUGAGGAGAAGAGAAGUGAAGGGUGAUGGUCUGAACCACCCAAGCAGAUCAAAGGUCUCUGGACAUCUAUGUCCAUAGUAAGGAAGACACAUGGACAGCAAGGACACAAUGAAAAGAUGACAAUGACAUUUUUUUCUAAUUUUCCUGUUUUUAAACUCCUCUAAUGAUUUUUGAUGGUCAAUGCAAAUGUCGUGCUUUCUGUUUGGCUGAACCUUUGCAUUAUGUCCUGAAUAAAGCUGCACAUGUUUUAGAGGAA
Messenger RNA from Oryzias latipes (Japanese medaka), 720 nucleotides. RefSeq names its product WD repeat domain 83 opposite strand (gene wdr83os). Gene Ontology annotation, molecular function: protein folding chaperone. The record is from RefSeq and is a predicted model, not a curated record. NCBI's taxonomy places the organism in Eukaryota, Metazoa, Chordata, Actinopteri, Beloniformes, Adrianichthyidae. Gene Ontology annotation, biological process: protein insertion into ER membrane. Gene Ontology annotation, cellular component: endoplasmic reticulum membrane.